Molecule: messenger RNA, 702 nt
Organism: Trichosurus vulpecula (common brushtail)
Lineage: Eukaryota; Metazoa; Chordata; Mammalia; Diprotodontia; Phalangeridae
Product: cyclin-dependent kinase inhibitor 3-like
Biological process (GO): protein dephosphorylation
Cellular component (GO): nucleus
Molecular function (GO): protein tyrosine phosphatase activity
Source: RefSeq, a predicted model, not a curated record
UACAAUGCAGGCCAGUGAGUUUGACUCAUCAGAUGAAGAGCCAGUUGAAAACGAACAGACUCCAUUUCAGGUAUCAUGGCUACCCUUAUCUCUUGUGAAUUGUUCUCAGUUUCUAGGUUUAUGUUCUCUUCCAGGUUGCAAAUUUAAAGAUGUUAGGAGAAAUCUCCAAAAGGACAUGGAAGAACUAAAGAACUAUGGUAUACAAGAUAUAUUUGUGUUCUGUACCAGAGAGCUGUCAAAAUACCGAGUACCAAACCUUUUAGAUUUCUAUCAGCAGCAUGGAAUCAUCAUUCACCACCAUCCUAUCCCAGAUGGGGAUACCCCUGACAUAGACCGAUGUUGUGGAAUCCUACAGGAGCUUGCAGUAUGUCUUGAAAAUAACCGGAAAACCUUAAUACAUUUGUUAGGAGGACUUGGGAGAUCUUGUCUUGCAGCUUGCCUCCUACUGUACUUAUCUGAUACAGUAUCACCACAGCAGGCAAUUGACAGCCUUCGAGAUUUAAGAGGAUCUGGGGCUAUACAGACCAUAAAGCAAUAUAAUUAUCUCCAUGAUUUUCGAGACAAACUGGCUGCACAUCUGUCAACAAGAGACUCAGUAUCAAGAUCAGUAUCUAGAUAAAGAACAACUAUCAAUUUAGUAUACAUCUUUUCUGUAAUUUUAUAGUUACCAGAAACUGUUACUACUGUAACCAAUUCAAAUGA